Oppiella nova is the source of this 1137-nucleotide messenger RNA. The record is from the annotation of a GenBank genome assembly. Lineage: Eukaryota; Metazoa; Arthropoda; Arachnida; Sarcoptiformes; Oppiidae.
AUGAUUGAAUCGUAUGAAUGCGUGGAGAUAUGGUAUAUGUAUUGGAGCCGAGACUCGGAUUAUCAUCUGUUGCUGAAUGAAUCAAAACGUGUCGACAUAUUUAACAACUCUAUCGAUAUCUAUGACACGCGGGACGAGAUUCUGGCCAUAAUUGAGAUCUCAAUACUGACGCUAAUGUUUGUCUCGAUAUUAUUCGGCAAUUCAUUUGUUUUGAUGGCAUUAGUGGUGAGAAAACAGAAGAUGAAUCGAAUGUAUUACUACUUCCAUCACUUGUGCAUUGGAGACUUGAUGUGUGGCUUUUUCAAUGGUACUGUCUUGCCCCAACUGGCCUGGGAUAUAACAUACCGAUUCUACGGCGGAAACAUACUGUGCAAGGUAGUCAAGUACCUACAGAUUCUGGGCCCCUAUCUCUCGUCAUAUAUUCUGGUGAUCACAGCUAUAGACAGAUAUCAAGCCAUAUGUCAUCCAUUGCGGAACUGUUCGUGGACUCAACGGCGCUCGCAAUUAAUGAUAAUAAUGGCCUGGAUGCUAUCACUCAUCCUAUGCUGUCCACAACUCUACAUAUUUUCUUACCAACAAAUCCCUAAUAUGCCAAAUGUAUACGACUGUUGGGCAACAUUUACCGAUCACUGGGAGCGCAUAUACGUGACGUGGUAUGCAAUCACCCGCGAAAGCAUUGAAGAAAAUCAAAACUCGAUUCGUCUGAACUGCAAAAGUAAUGGACAUUCAGUUAACACCUGUUUUAUAAACUCGUCGACAGAUAACCACUCAUUAGGCAAACGAAUGACAUAUUCAAUGAGACAAUCAAAAGCCGCCAAAAGACAGACUGAAGUACGAAAGUCUCGCAACUCUUUGCCUAACAUAUCGCUGGUCGGCGGCAAUGGUGUUAACUCUACGCCGAGAACUCAUUCGUUGAGAUUUGUCUCGAGAGCCAAAAUAAAAACCGUCAAAAUAACGGUCGUUAUAAUGCUGUGUUAUAUCAUGUGCUCAACACCUUUCAUCAUGGUCCAAUUAUGGGUUCAUUGGUUCCCACAAACGCAACAUAUUUUAAAUACGAAUUCCUUUAUAACGUCUAAUCCAGUCACACGGGAGAACCUGUCUGAACCUGAAACCUUGUAUAUACCCACUAUGACAUGA